AUGGCGGCCGUGGAGAUGCCGGAGCUCCCGCCGGAUCGCCUGGGUCAGGUGCUCCACCGCCUGCCGUCGCUCGCCGACCGCGUCCGCUUCUGCACCGUUUGCUGGCCCUGGCGUACUGGCGCCAACGCAGAGAGGAGGGACAAGGGUACAGCUGCGGGAGCCGUCUUACGUGGCGUCGUCGGUGGCUUCUCAACGGCGUCAGACUCUCAGAGGCUUGCCGGCAAGGUCGCCGUCAUCACCGGCGCGGCCAGCGGCAUCGGCAAGGCGACGGCCGCCGAGUUCGUCCGGAACGGCGCCAAGGUGAUCCUCGCGGACGUGCAGGACGACGCCGGCCGCGCAGUGGCCGCCGAGCUCGGCCCCGCGGCGUCCUACACCCGGUGCGACGUGACGGACGAGGCCCAGAUCGCCGCGGCGGUGGACCUCGCCGUGGCGCGGCACGGGCGCCUGGACGUGCUGUACAGCAACGCCGGCUUGGCAGGCGCGUCGGUGCCCGCGCCGCUGGCGUCGCUGGACCUCGCGGACUUCGACCGCGUCAUGGCGGUCAACGCGCGGUCCGCGGUGGCGUGCCUCAAGCACGCCGCGCGCGUCAUGGUGCCCCGGGGCGUCGGCUGCGUCCUGUGCACGGGAUCCACCACGGGCAUGCUCGGCGGCCUCGCCGCGCUGCCCUACAGCCUGUCCAAGGCCACGGUCAUCUCCGUGGUGCGGGCCGCCGCGGACGAGCUGGCGCGGUCGGGCGUACGCGUCAACGCCAUCUCGCCGCACGCCAUCGCCACGCCGCUGCUGGUCCGCUCCCUCGCCAGGCUGCACCCGGGCGUGUCCGACGAGCAGCUCAAGCGGCUGGUGGAGACUGGCAUGAGCGAGCUCCGUGGCGCGGUGCUGCAGGUGGAGGACGUGGCGAGAGCAGCCGUCUACCUGGCCUCCGACGAGGCCAAGUUUGUGACCGGGCAUAACCUCGUGGUUGACGGUGGGUUCACGGCCAGCAAGCGGAUCGGCGCGCCGGCGGCAAGCGGAACCGCUAGCUGA
Molecule: messenger RNA, 1023 nt
Organism: Miscanthus lutarioriparius
Lineage: Eukaryota; Viridiplantae; Streptophyta; Magnoliopsida; Poales; Poaceae
Source: the annotation of a GenBank genome assembly